Molecule: messenger RNA, 1417 nt
Organism: Ornithodoros turicata
Lineage: Eukaryota; Metazoa; Arthropoda; Arachnida; Ixodida; Argasidae
Product: tubulin-folding cofactor B-like
Exons: 3
Coding region: 189-941 (250 amino acids)
Biological process (GO): post-chaperonin tubulin folding pathway; tubulin complex assembly; cytoplasmic microtubule organization
Cellular component (GO): microtubule plus-end; nucleus; cytoplasm
Molecular function (GO): microtubule plus-end binding; alpha-tubulin binding
Source: RefSeq, a predicted model, not a curated record
CAAUCCAAUCCAAGCAGGUGCGCGCAUGCGUCAAGGCUGUUGCUGUUCUUGUCGUUACUGCGUGCUGUGGCGUCAUAUCGUUGCUGUAGUUGUAAAAAACGUAUAAAUUCCCGUCAAGAAUUACUGUACAGACAACUUCAUUUUCAUUCGCCCGCUUUUAUUCAAGACUUCCUUCUCAGUCAGCAACGAUGUCGGCAAUGGGUGACUUUGUUCCAGCCUUCGUGCGCUUCACAGUGGUCACGGAGGGCACAGAAUUCAUGUCGGACCGAAAGUUUCCAGUCACAAGUACGAUUGCGGACCUGAAAAUGAAACUCGAACUUCUCACAGGAGCCUCGGUGCAUUCCAUGCAACUCGAACUGCGACGAUCGGACGGAACUACCGUAGCGGCCCUCAAGGACGACAGUGCCCGCCUCGAGUCCUUCCCCAUCACAGACGGUCUCACGUUGCACGUUUCGGACCCUCACCUCAACCACGGAGAACCCGAAGACUUUUCCUUGGAUGAGAGGGACAAGAUUUCAGAGGAGCGGUACAACCAGCUCAACGAGUCUGCGCGGAAGUUCCUCCAGGAACAAGGCUUUCGUACGUUUAACGAAGAACAAAAAGACAUGCUGCGGAAGAUUGCGGAAGAAAAGGAAAAGAAGAAAAAGGAGCUGCUGAAAGUGAUACAGAUCGGCAAUCGUUGCGAGGUGCACGGCGUCAAACAGCAGCCAGCACGACAUGGAACGGUCAUGUUUGUAGGGGAGGUGGACUUUAAACCGGGGGUGUGGGUGGGCGUAAAAUACGACCUUCCGCUGGGUAAGAACGACGGGAGUGUCAACGGCAAGAGAUAUUUUGAAUGUCUGCCCAAGUACGGCGGAUUUGUGCGGCCGGUCGACCUGACAAUUGGGGAUUUUCCUCCGGACGAUGAUAUAGACGGUGAGCUGGAUCUGGAGGAGCUGUAACUUUUAUUUUAUUUUAUUUUUUCCUUCCGAAUUAUUUAUUGCAUAAACUGGGUUGUCAAGCUUUGACUAGUUCUGAGGACCAUUUUCAGCACAGGUAGCAAAGUGGAAUGAAGUCUCGUGCUAUGCAAGGAAGCUUUUGCCGCUACUGUACGCGCUUGUGCAUGCAUCCGAUGUGUGCACGCUCGUAAAGGUUGAAUGUUUGAGCUCGAGUGUUGAGCAUAACCUGUGGAAUGCACAUGGUGAAAAUAUGAUCGCGUAUCAUGAAGCUUUUAAUGAGCCCAGCAGCUGUCUAAAAAAAGGUUGGCAUUGUUGUUCUGAAAACUACAGUUGCAUUGUCGUAAAUAUUUUAAUGUGUUAUGUCGAAUGGGACAAGUUAAACAUUCCACAGAGGUGAGAUGAAUAUGGUUGAAGCCCAUAGGUAAGUCAUGGCGAAGUUGUAUCCUAUUGUGCUCUGAAUAAAAAAAAUCCCCACACUG